UGUGUAUGGCAGCUCAAGGACUAUUUCUGAAUCAACCAAUGCUAUUGGAGCUGAAUGCGCCCAUUAACAUUUGCGGCGACAUACAUGGACAAUCGUGGACACCAGUCAAUAGAGACCCUAACAUUGCUGCUCGCCUACAAACUGCAAUAUCCGUAUACAUUUUUUUUGCUGCGCGGCAAUCACGAAUCCUCGGACGUGAAUCGUAUGUACGGCUUCUUUGACGAGUGCAAGCGACGCUACAGCAUUAAGCUAUGGCGCACCUUUGUCGACUGUUACAACUGCAUGCCGGUGGCGGCAAUUGUGGAGAACAAGUUGUUUUGCUGUCACGGCGGACUCAGUCCGGAACUGAAAGAUCUGGAGGCGAUACGCGCGCUGCCUCGACCCACUGAAGUACCGGUGUCGGGCCUGAUGUGCGACCUACUCUGGUCGGAUCCCGAUAAAAACACCAAAAGCUGGGGAGUAAACGAUCGCGGAGUCAGUGUCACCUUUGGUUCCAGCAUCGUUGACUCAUUUCUCACAUCGCACGGCUUCAACUUGAUAGUGCGAGCCCAUCAGGUGGUCGAGGAUGGUUACGAGUUUUUUGCCGGACGCAAACUGGUCACCAUCUUCUCGGCGCCCAAUUAUUGCAAUACGUUCGACAACGCUGGCGCUGUCUUGACUGUGGACAGCUCGUUAGUUUGUCGAUUUGUAAUCCUAAAGCCGCAAGCACGGGCCUCAACUGGCGUCCUGAAGUUCUCAGAUGCGAAUGCCUAUGAGAAGCAUCCCAAAAAAACAAUCUAGCAUAUCAAUACACGUUAAACUGCGUCAAUUAUAUAAUAUAA
Molecule: messenger RNA, 821 nt
Organism: Drosophila virilis
Lineage: Eukaryota; Metazoa; Arthropoda; Insecta; Diptera; Drosophilidae
Product: serine/threonine-protein phosphatase alpha-2 isoform
Cellular component (GO): nucleus; cytoplasm
Molecular function (GO): protein serine/threonine phosphatase activity
Source: RefSeq, a predicted model, not a curated record